GAUGUGUCUCACCUCAGCCAGUGUCUCACCUCAGCCAUUGAAGAGCAGUCCUCACAGACGUCCUGCAGACCAGUCACACAGGAGUGCCAAGAAGGCGGAUUUCACUUAGAAGGAAGAAAAGUCUCUAACGGCAUUGAACCGUCGGCUCAGAGUCAUCAGUGUUGAGUUUGGGUCUAGAACCCAAAUCACUGCUGCGUCCUCCCGAUGGCUGCUCCGACCUGCACCCGGUUCACCGACGAGCACCAGCUGUACGAAGAGCUUGGGAAGGGGGCCUUCUCAGUGGUCAGGCGCUGCAUGAAGAUCUCCAGCGGGCAGGAGUACGCCGCAAAGAUCAUCAACACCAAGAAGCUGUCUGCCAGGGAUCACCAGAAGCUUGAGAGAGAGGCCCGGAUCUGCCGCCUUCUGAAACACGCCAACAUCGUAAGACUCCACGACAGCAUAUCAGAGGAGGGCUUCCACUACCUGAUCUUUGAUUUAGUUACCGGAGGUGAGCUGUUUGAAGACAUCGUUGCUAGGGAGUACUACAGCGAAGCAGAUGCCAGCCACUGCAUCCAGCAGAUCCUGGAGGCCGUGCUGCACUGCCACCAGAUGGGCGUGGUCCACCGAGACCUUAAGCCGGAGAACCUGCUCCUGGCCAGCAAGCUGAAGGGAGCGGCGGUGAAACUGGCCGACUUCGGCCUGGCCAUCGAGGUGCAGAGCGAGCAGCAGGCCUGGUUCGGGUUUGCUGGCACACCCGGGUAUCUUUCCCCAGAGGUGCUGAGGAAAGAUCCGUACGGGAAACCAGUGGACAUGUGGGCCUGCGGGGUGAUCCUGUACAUUCUGCUGGUUGGCUACCCCCCCUUCUGGGAUGAGGAUCAGCACAGACUCUACCAGCAGAUCAAGGCUGGAGCGUAUGAUUUCCCCUCUCCUGAGUGGGACACGGUGACCCCGGAGGCGAAGGAUCUGAUCAACAAGCUGCUGACCAUCAACCCGGGGAAGCGCGUCUGCGCCACGGACGCACUCAAACACCCCUGGAUCUGUCAACGCUCCACGGUGGCCUCCAUGAUGCACCGACAGGAGACCGUCGAAUGCCUGAAGAAGUUCAACGCCCGGAGAAAACUGAAGGGUGCCAUCCUGACCACCAUGUUGGCCACACGGAGCUUCCCAGCUACCAAGACCCUCCUGAACAAGAAGGCAGAGGGUGUCAAGGAGCCCCUAACCACCGUCAUCCAGCAGCCAGCUGACGGAGUCAAGGAGUCCAGUGAGAGCAGCAACACCACCCUGGAAGAUGAGGAUGUGAAAGCUCAUAAGCAGGAGAUCAUCAAAGCCACGGAGCAGCUGAUCGAGGCCAUUAACAACGGAGACUUUGAGGCGUACACAAAGAUCUGCGACCCGGGUCUGACUUCCUUUGAGCCGGAGGCCCUCGGGAACCUGGUGGAGGGAACCGACUUCCACCGCUUCUACUUUGAAAACGCUCUCUCCAAGGCCAGGAGCCCGGUCCACACCAUCCUGCUGAACCCCCACGUCCACCUGAUGGGGGAGGACGCCGCCUGCAUCGCCUACGUCCGCCUCACGCAGCACCUGGACCGGGGGGGCGUGCCGCGCACGGCGCAGGCCGAGGAGACGCGCGUCUGGCAGCGGCGCGACGGCCAGUGGCACAACAUCCACUUCCACCGCUCCGGGGCGCCCACCCUGCCCGCCCAGUGAGGUACUGGUCUGCACUCACACCAGUAACCAGUACCAAUACCAAUACCAGUACCGUUCUCCUCCUACACCCUGCCCGCCCAGUGAGUGGAGCAGGCGGUCGUCUCCACCUUCUAGCUGCCCUUUGGCCCGCCCCCCGGCUUGGCCCCACCUCCCACCUUGCCCCCAGCCCUGAGUGUUGUUGCCAUGGCGCUGGGCGGGUCUGUGUAGGAGCCUUGUAGGCGCUAGCAGGUUAUCUUUUUGUGGGGCUUUUUCUCAUCCCAGGACGUUAGGAAGAGUUUCAACAACUUGUUUUUUCAUGAAGUUUAGACGGUUUUCAAAUAGGCAGGGGAUAUCAAUCUGUUGGAGGUGUUUUAAACUUGAUGUAGAUCGUUUUUUGUGACAUUAUUAUAUAUUACCAAGUAAGAACUCAUUGCUACACAUGUUCUUGCUGUGGGUUUGCCUUUUCACCAUAAAGACCAAUAUAAGGUUUACCUUAAGGUUCAAAUAUCUAGUUUACUACACAAGAGUUGAGGAAGUUUGUUACACUUUGUUGUUGUAGUGAUUAGUCUCCGGCUCGCCAUGUGGGGAUUAGAUCUUUAAAGACGUAGCUCUGGAUUCUACUAUUCAUGUCUGCAUGGUCAUGGAAAUAUCUGGAUCGAGAUCUUUUGAUGAUUAGAAGAUAAGAAACAUUAUCGAUACGUUCUUAUGUUCGAAGGCCAUCAGUCGAGUGGUGGAUCUUUGAAAAUAGCCAAUCAUAUUUCCAUAAGAAGCCAAGUGUGUGAAUUGAGUUUUUGUUGACUUUUAUAUCGUGAUUUAAAUGCAGUAGAAUGUCUAAAGGCCAAACCUGUGCGUGUGUGUGUGUGUGUGAUGCGUGCGUGCGUCCCUCGUUAUUUUGUAUGAUCCAGUUAAUUUCGAGUUGGAAUUAAACUUUAGGGUUAGUUUAGUGUCUGGACGGCGACCUUCGACCCCACGGUGACCUUCAACCCCACGCCCCUUCCCGUGGACGGUGACCUUCGACCCCACGUCCCUUCCCGUGGACGGUGACCUUCGACCCCAUGCCCUACAUGUGUAUUGUUGGACUGAUCGAUGUUUAAGACGUAUUCAAUAAAAAGUGUGAUUUA
Messenger RNA from Gadus macrocephalus (Pacific cod), 2786 nucleotides. RefSeq names its product calcium/calmodulin-dependent protein kinase type II delta chain-like. Gene Ontology annotation, cellular component: cytoplasm; neuron projection. Gene Ontology annotation, molecular function: ATP binding; calcium/calmodulin-dependent protein kinase activity; calmodulin binding. The transcript has 19 exons. The record is from RefSeq and is a predicted model, not a curated record. Bases 205 to 1686 code for a protein of 493 amino acids. NCBI's taxonomy places the organism in Eukaryota, Metazoa, Chordata, Actinopteri, Gadiformes, Gadidae. Gene Ontology annotation, biological process: protein phosphorylation.